AUGGCAUACAAGUACACGGCACAGGAACUCGAUUCGUACCUCGAAUUCGGUGUCCGUCUGGCCCAGUUGGCAGGACCCGUCAUCCUCGAAGGCUUCAACUCCCGCUUUUCGCCCGAACGCAGCGCGCUCCUCGUCAAAAAGGGCAACACCGCCGACCUCGUCACCGAGUGGGACCAAAAGGUCGAAAAGAUGGUCCGCGCCGAGAUUGCCGACAAUAUGAAGGAUCACUCCUUCAUUGGAGAGGAGACUGUUGCUGGAGGAGAGGAGUGUAGACUGACAGAUGCCCCUACCUGGAUCGUUGACCCCAUUGAUGGCACUACUAACUUUGUCCACGGGUUCCCCUUUGUUGCUAUUUCGAUUGGCUUGACGAUCAACCAGGAACCAGUCGUGGGAGUUAUUUACAACCCCAUUUUGAACCAACUGUUCACGGCGGUCAAGGGACAGGGGGCGUACUUGUCCAAGAUUGACGAGAACCCCAGGACACAGGGCAAACGCCUGCCGCUCUCUCACCCUCACCCUGCUCCCCCACUGCCCUCGCUGUCGAUGGCUCUCGUUGCUGGUGAAUACGGAUCAGACCGCAAGACAGAGGUGAUUGAUCCCAAGGUCAAGUCGAUGCGCAACCUCUCUGCCAGAGAUCCCUCUUCCCUCGCCCCAGGUCGUCCUGUUGGUCACGCCCAUGGUAUCCGUUGUCUUGGAAGUGCUGCCAUGAACAUGAUGGCUGUUGCCCAGGGUCAGAUCGACGUUUACUGGGAGGUCGGCUGCUGGGAAUGGGACGUGUGCGCGGGAGUCAUUAUUGUGCGUGAGGCUGGCGGAGUGGUGGUGGAUGGAUGCGGUCGUCAGGUCACGGAUGGACAGCUCUUGACUGGACGUCGCUUCUUGACGAUCCGCGGAUGCUGUGGCGAGGAUGGCAGCACCACCCCCGAGGCCUCAGCUGCUGCCCAAAAGAACAUCAUUGAUGAGGUCUGGUCUAUUGUCGAGGAUAUGGAGGCGCCACGCAAGUAG
Linnemannia hyalina is the source of this 1002-nucleotide messenger RNA. The record is from the annotation of a GenBank genome assembly. NCBI's taxonomy places the organism in Eukaryota, Fungi, Mortierellomycota, Mortierellomycetes, Mortierellales, Mortierellaceae.